Messenger RNA from Vitis vinifera (wine grape), 1150 nucleotides. RefSeq lists its product as uncharacterized. The coding region runs from base 117 to 887 and encodes 256 amino acids. The transcript has 9 exons. NCBI's taxonomy places the organism in Eukaryota, Viridiplantae, Streptophyta, Magnoliopsida, Vitales, Vitaceae. The record is from RefSeq and is a predicted model, not a curated record.
GCCUAAUAGGAUAAUCCUCUCUUCUUGGGCUUCUUGUCUGUUAUGGCUUUAAGCUUCUGCUUCAAAGCUUCACUCAACCAACAGCUACAAGUGAAGGUGAAUUCUAGCAACAACAAAUGUCUGCAAAAAAUCAAAAACCUCACAAAAACCCUCACAGUUCCUUCAAUUUUUUUCCUCCCCGCACGAAUCUCUCCAAAAGGGGAACUGGGUUAAGCUUAUAUGUGGUGCCAGCUUCGAGGUGCGAGAAAGUUGAUUGCAUUGACUGUGCUGCGGACGCUUCGGUAGUGAGCGCUGUGAAUGAAGGAAUUGAGGCGGCUAGAGAGAUUGUGCCGCUUCGAAGACCUUGGGUAAUGAUCAGUGUUAACGAUAAUGAAGAUCUUCAUUUUCGCAAAGCCGAAUUUGAUCCAGCAGACUGUCCUCCAGAUUGUUCAAGGCCAUGUGAGGUGGUUUGUCCUGCUAAUGCAAUUUCACUGGUAGAAGGGAAAUCAACAGUAGAACUUCCCCACAGUACAAGAUCACCUGGUGCAUUGAAGGGUGGAGUUAUAACCGAACGCUGCUAUGGCUGUGGCCGGUGCUUUCCUGUUUGCCCAUUUGACAAAAUAAGUGUAGUUACAUAUGUAAGAAAUGCAACUGCCACAACUGAACUUCUCAAGAGAGACAACGUUGACGCUGUAGAGAUACAUACAAGUGGAAGGCAGAGUGCUUUCUUUAGAGAACUUUGGAAUCAUUUGGGAGAUGCAAUUAGGUAUCUGAGACUGGUAGCAGUUAACUUACUUGAUAUCGGGGAUUCCACGAUAUCUUCAAUGAACACAAUGUACUCUAUCAUGGAACUGCAGUUGGAUUGCUACAACUUAUGGCAGAACUUUAGCUCGGGUCCACGUGAGUGAUGGACCAUUGUGGGGCUCAAUUCACGUGGAAUUUCAUCCGACUACGCUUUCAGUUUCUGCUGAUUUCUGGAUUUUCAAAUGCAAGCCCAGUCUUCUGCUAAGGAAUAUUUUGCUAAGCCCAUUACAUAGGAUGGGUUGGAGUCUCUAGGAGACAUUUCCAUAACAGCUGUUAAAAAUAGUUUUUAAUUAUUUUUUAGAAUAAAUUUUUGUUUGAUAACUAAACAUGAAAGCGGUUAUUUUAAUUAUUUUUCGUUUACCUAUUA